AUGAAUGCAUUAACUGCUUUCAUUUUUCUCUUGGUCAUAAAUUUCUGUCUAUUAGAGAAGAAGGAAUCUGAUCAUAAUAGCUCUUCAUUCGUCAAUUAUAUAUUGGAAUGGAAUCGAAAAAUGGAUGAAAUUAAAUUUACUGAUUUAUUAAAUAAAACCUGGGAAGGUCCAUUUUAUUAUGAUUUAUCACUUGAUAGUAUGAUAACUUUACCAUGUGUAAUAAAUGCUAGCACAACUGAACACAUUCACUCUGUUAAGUAUGAUAUAUCUCAUGGAUUGGAUAAAUCAUGGGCAUUAUUAUGGAUUCAUAACACAUGGACAAAUGUGAUUGAUCCUUGGUUAGGUGACGGAAGACGUAGUUACGAUUCAUUAGAAAAUACCGAUUGGAAUACAACAAAUAUUGAGUUAACAAUAAGUCAAGCAUAUUUAUCAAUUAGCGAUAUUGAUGCAACUGAUGUAGGAGUUUAUGCAUGUGUUGCAGUUACUUAUCCCAUUCAAAAUGGUUAUUCACCAGUUGAUUUAAAACAAACUCGUCUGUUAAGUAUUCAUAUGAUACGUAUUCAUUCUAGCCUUAUAGUAGCACCAGAAUGUUAUGACGAAAAUAAUAAUGAUAAUAAUAAUUUGGAAAAUGAAUAUUAUUGUAAAACUGGAUUUGAACGAUGGACAUUUAAUGUUUAUUAUCCAAUUGAUGGUUGGAUGAACAGUACAUUAUUUCAUGCUCCAUGUAAUGCAGACAUUUUUCUAACAGCCUUAUCAAUAAAUAACAUAGACCCAACAGUUUGGAGUAUUGGUUGGAAAUUUGUACCGUAUGGUCAACUUGAUGAUACAAAAGUUGUUGAAAUAAAUGAAAAUACUGAUAUUCAAUGGUUCAAACCAAUUUAUAGAAGUGUUGAUGAUUCUACCUCUAUGUAUUCAUCGUAUGGUGAAUUCAUUGGAAAUAUAACUCAUCUAGCUAAUAUUCAUAAUUUAUUUGCAGGACAAAUUCGUGCAUUAACUUAUUGGAAAGCUCAUUGGCUUGCUCUAAACAGUUCAAUAAAACAGAGAUCAGGAGUAUGGCAAUGUUGGAUUCAACGGUCACUUCAUAGAAAUCAUUCAACAACAACGGAUAACCUCUAUAUACGUUGGUUGACAAAUGAAGUACAUGUGAAAAUUAUAUAUAGAAAAUAUAUUUAUCUAUCGGAGGUAAUAAGUGAAUCAUGGCGUAAGAUUGUUUUAAUCAUGGCUCCAUUGAAUAUGUUUUUAUUAUUCAUGCUAUUCACUGUUGGUUGGUAUUCAACUUGUUUUUACAAAGAUAAAUCUAAAUCAGUCAAGAGGUGGAACAAUGCAACACAAUUCAUUCAAAACCAAAAUCCUGACGAAUCUGAAAAAAUAUUUAUACCAUCUAAGUAUGUAGAUGAGUAUCUUCGAAAAUCUGGCAUCGAAUCGUAUAAAGAAUAUAUUAUUCGCAGAAAUAUGGAAAUGAACGUUGAAUAAGUGUAUGAGUUUUGAUUGAGAAUAUAUGGAAAAAAUCAUACUACAUAGA
Messenger RNA from Schistosoma turkestanicum, 1522 nucleotides. The record is from the annotation of a GenBank genome assembly. NCBI's taxonomy places the organism in Eukaryota, Metazoa, Platyhelminthes, Trematoda, Strigeidida, Schistosomatidae.